CAUUUUCAUUUAAAAAUCAUAGUUAAGUAAAAAAAAUAGACUAAAAAAAUAAAACAAUUCUUGAAAGAGAUAGUAUAUUAUGCCUUUAUAAAUAACGAUAAAAUCCAUUAGCAAUAAAUUAAGCUCUUCUAAUUCAUAUACCCAUCUUCUAUCAUAUAAUUGGAUCUCAUCAAAAAUGGAAAAUAUAGACCCAAAGAAAAUCGCAGAAAGUUUUUUCAUGAUCCAUAACCCAGACGGAACAUUCACUCGUAGACUUGACAUCUACCCAAUUGUUCCUCCCUCCAUUACUGACCUAUCUUCACCUUCUCUUUCCAAAGAUAUUCCUCUUAACUCUGACAAAUCCACCUGGGUUCGAAUCUACUUACCUAGAUCUUUAUCCGAAAAAAAGAAGCUUCCGAUACUAAUCUAUGUUCAUGGAAGUGGGUUUGUUGUCGCUAGUGCGGCGCAACCCAACUUCCAUGAUUUCUGCUCGUACGCAGGCAGUUCACUGCCCGCGUUAGUUGUCUCGGUCGAGUACCAUCUUGCUCCAGAACAUCGUCUUCCUGCGGCGUACGAAGAUGUUCUGGAUGCUUUAAAUUGGGUAAAAGAAGGAAAAGAAAAAUGGGUAGAAGAGUAUGGUGAUUUAUCUAGAUGUGUUAUGAUGGGGGAUAGUGCGGGUGGAAAUAUUGUUGAUCGGGUUCGAUAUUUGGGGUGGCGGGUUCGGGUUGUGCGUAAUGAUGGUGACCCACUUUAUGAUCGGAGUGUGGAGUUGGUGAAAUUGUUGGAGAAGAAAGGGGUAAAUGUUAAGUGUAUGUUUGUUGAAGGUGGUAAACAUGGGAUGUUUGUGGGUGAGCCUUCUAAGUUUAAGUCAAAGGAGUUGUUGACUUUUGUUGAAGAUUUGUUUAAUGAUCAGUAAUUAAUGUUUACCAAGUUAAUGCUAGACUUUAUCUUUUGGUUUAUUGUUAUAGCUAGAAAAUGAGUGUAAUAAAUAUAUUCCAAAUGUUUUUUUUGAACAUUUUAUAAAUUUCGCAAAAAUGUGUUUUGUUGUAAUAUGCUUAUUGAUUAAUUAAGACUUGUGUUAAUAUAUAACAAAUGAUAACAAUAAAUAAAGACAGAGAAUACAUUUAGACGAUCCUCUAA
Molecule: messenger RNA, 1119 nt
Organism: Amaranthus tricolor (Joseph's coat)
Lineage: Eukaryota; Viridiplantae; Streptophyta; Magnoliopsida; Caryophyllales; Amaranthaceae
Product: 3-O-acetylpapaveroxine carboxylesterase CXE1-like
Molecular function (GO): hydrolase activity
Source: RefSeq, a predicted model, not a curated record